Messenger RNA from Dioszegia hungarica, 1767 nucleotides. Its product is annotated as kinase-like domain-containing protein. Gene Ontology annotation, biological process: protein phosphorylation; regulation of fungal-type cell wall organization; cell integrity MAPK cascade. The transcript has 7 exons. Gene Ontology annotation, molecular function: ATP binding; MAP kinase kinase activity. NCBI's taxonomy places the organism in Eukaryota, Fungi, Basidiomycota, Tremellomycetes, Tremellales, Bulleribasidiaceae. Bases 1 to 1767 code for a protein of 588 amino acids. The record is from RefSeq and is a predicted model, not a curated record.
AUGACGACCCCUCCUCCGCUCAGGCGCCCGGGAGGUGCUCGGCCGAACCCCUCCACGUCGAGGAUCAUCCCUCCGCAGAUUCAUAUCCCCGAGGGCAACGUCCCCGGAUCCAAUGUCGACCAGAACGGCGAGAACGGCUGGCAACAUCCUCCCGAUGGUCUACCACCCAUCUCGGGCUUGCCUUCGCUCGCGUACAAACCCAUGGCUCGCUCCUCCCCUGGUCCGUCCACUCGCCCAAAGCUAUCCUUAUCGGGCUUCUCCACUCCUUCUGCGGGAUUGAGUCCUCUCCUCAUACCUGCUACCGCACCGGCACCUCCUCCCCUGCCCGCUCCCCUCGCCCUGAACCGGCCCGGACUUCUCAAUGCCCCGUCCGCAUCACUCACAUCUCGAAACCGCGCUUCCCCCUCUCUACGCCUCGCCAUCCCCUCCCUCGCACCUGGUCCCAGCCCCGGUGCUCCUGCUGGCUCCGCGUACCCCUCUGGCUCGGGAUCAGCCGGGGCGGAUGGGGAUGAGUACGGUCUCAAUACCCCGACGGCCACGUCCGCGUACUCUGGCUUUGGCUCGGAAGAUCGGAACCCAACCCUCGUGCCCCGGAACAAGGACUAUGACGGGGAUGAGGAGAGCUCAUAUGGGUGCGGUCGGCUGAACAACGGGCUGGGAACGCAGGGCGGCGGGGACGCUAUGAGCAGCAUGACGGCGGACAUCCGUCAGGCGCUCAGUCGAUCCCGCUUCGAUAGCUUCAAUUCGGCGACGAGUAGCCGGGCGGGAAUCCUGAACGGGGACCGGCGGGGGAGUAUCGAUGUGGACAGUAUCGGAAGGGGGUCGGGACGGUCUACACCUGUACGGAGGAGUAUGGAGGACGAUCGCCCGGAGCUCAGUCCGGUAUUCGAUCCGAGCAAGCUCGUCGUGGUGCGGAGACUAGGAGAGGGGAGUGGCGGUGCGGUCGAGUUGGUCAGGGAUCCAGGAACGGGGAGAUUACUAGCCAAGAAGGUGAUAGCCCGCACAGCCAAUCCAGCUAUGCACCGGCAACUCCUACGCGAGCUGGAAUUCCUCGAUGCGUGCUCCUCGCCUUAUAUCGUGGAUCACUACGGCUCGUUCUUGGCGGACCACGACUCCCAGGUCGGGAUCCUGAUGGAGUACUGCGAGGGCGGGAGUCUGGAUAGUCUGUUACGGAGGAUGAAGGAGACGGGGAUGCGGUGUUCGGAGCAUGUACUGGGGAGGAUCGCUUCUUCUGUCCUAAGAGGUCUGGACUACCUGCAUGAACGCCGGAUCAUACAUCGCGAUAUCAAGCCGUCAAAUAUACUCGUUACCAAGUCGGGGCAGUGCAAGCUGUGCGAUUUUGGAGUAUCGGGCGAAUUGAUAGACUCGGUCGCGGGGACGUUUACGGGGACCUCGUACUAUAUGGCUCCUGAACGGAUACAGGGCAAACCAUACUCGAUCCGCGCAGACGUCUGGUCCCUCGGUCUCACGCUACACGAAAUUGCGCACCUCCGCUUUCCCUUCCCACCAGAGGGUGAGAGCGAGUAUGUCGCGCCUAUCGAGCUGCUCAGCUAUAUCGUGACGGCGCUGGUACCUGUCAUGAUUGAUGAUGAGAGUAUCGGGAGGGUAUGGAGCGAGGGUAUCAAGAGCUUCAUGGGGCUUUGUCUGAUAAGGAGCGGGACAGAACGACCAUCACCUCGAGAAUUGCUGUCGCACCCAUUCAUCCUCACGAGCGAGGCGAAAAAGGUGAAUAUGGCAAAAUGGGUCGCAGCCCUAUUGGAUGCCUAG